Urocitellus parryii (Arctic ground squirrel) is the source of this 2614-nucleotide messenger RNA. RefSeq names its product Ras and Rab interactor 1 (gene Rin1). Gene Ontology annotation, cellular component: endocytic vesicle; cytosol. Gene Ontology annotation, molecular function: small GTPase binding; guanyl-nucleotide exchange factor activity. NCBI's taxonomy places the organism in Eukaryota, Metazoa, Chordata, Mammalia, Rodentia, Sciuridae. The record is from RefSeq and is a predicted model, not a curated record. Gene Ontology annotation, biological process: signal transduction; vesicle-mediated transport.
AUGUGCGCGCCUGUGCCUUGGGGGCUGGAUUCUCUUCCUGAGUCAGAGAAGCCAAAGGAGCUCCCAGCCAUGGAAGACGCUGGGCAGCCAGGAACACAUCCUCUCAGAGACCCCUGCCGGAGCUUCACUCCCGGGCACCUGGAGAGAGAAAAGCCAGCCCAGGACCCGCUGUACGACAUACCAGACACCAGCCGGGGGCAGACAGGUGGACCCCAGCAGUCGGCGCGCACUGUGAGCCUGCGGGAGCGCCUGCUGCUCACCCGACCCGUGUGGCUACAGCUGCGGGCCAAUGCAGCAGCUGCACUGCAUGUGCUGAGGACCGAGCCCCCAGGGACAUUCCUGGUGCGGAAAUCGAACACUCGCCAGUGCCAGACUCUGUGUGUGCGGCUACCAGAGGCCAGUGGCCCCUCUUUCGUCUCCAGCCACUACAUCCAGGAGAGCUCUGAGGGCGUCUCCUUGGAGGGCUCGGAUCUCAUGUUCCCUGACCUUGUUCAGCUCAUCUGUGCCUACUGCCACACCCGAGACAUUCUUCUCCUCCCGCUCCGGCUCCCCAGAGCCAUACACCAGGCAGCCACCCACAAGGAGCUGGAGGCUAUCUCCCAUCUGGGCAUUGAGUUCUGGAGCUCCUCUCUCAACACCAAAGCUCCGCAGGGCCCACUUGAAGGCCCACCCCUGCCCAGGCUGAAGGCCCGAUCCCCUCAGGAGCUGGACCAGGGCACUGGCGCUGCCCUCUGCUUCUUCAACCCCCUGUUCCCAGGAGACCUGGGCCCCACCAAGCGAGAGAGAUUCAAGAGGAGCUUCAAAGUGCGGGUGUCCACAGAGACCUCUAGUCCCCUGUCACCACCUGCUGUGCCACCUCCCCCAGUCCCUGUGCUGCCAGGGGCCGACCCCAGUCACACAGAAAGGCUGCCCCCUGGGCGGCUUCUGAGAAGGGAGAGCUCAGUGGGGUACCGUGUGCCUGGAGGCACCAGCCAUGUCCUCCCACUCCUGCCCUCCCUCCAGGAGGUGGACUGUGGCUCUCCCAGCAGCUCUGAGGAAGAGGGGCCAGCUGGGUUCAGGGGGAGUCCCAUGACAUCCCCUGGCCUUGGCCGCCGCAGGCCUCUGCUCCGGUCCAUGAGCACUGCUUUCUGCUCCCUGCUGGCUCCGGAGCGGCAGGUGGGCCGAGCAGCUGCAGUGUUGAUGCAGGACAGACACACAGCUGUGGGCCAGUUGGUGCAGGACCUACUGACCCAGGUGCGGGCCAGCCCAGAGCCCCAAGAGCUGCAGGGCAUCCGCCAGGCACUGAGCCGGGCCCGGGCCAUGCUGAGCGCAGAGCUGGGCCCUGAGAAGCUGCUACCGCCAGAGAGGCUGGAACACAUCCUGGAGAAGUCCCUGCAUCGCUCUGUGCUCAAGCCUCUCCGGCCCAUCCUGGCAGCCCGCCUGCGGCGCCGGUUUUCUGCAGAUGGCUCCCUUGGCCGCCUGGCUGAGGGCCUCCGCGUGGCCCGAGUGCAAGGCCCUGGAGCCUUCGCGUCCCACCUGAGCCUGCCCUCCCCAGCGGAGACUGAGCAGGUGCGCCAGAAGCUGCUGCAGCUGCUCCGCACCUACUCACCCAGUGCCCAGGUGAAGCGGCUCUUGCAGGCCUGCAAGUUGCUCUACACGGCCCUGAGGACCCACGUGGGGGAGGGCGCAGGCGCAGAUGAAUUCCUGCCUCUGCUGAGCCUUGUCUUGGCCCAGUGUGACCUUCCUGACCUCCUGCUAGAAGCCGAGUACAUGUCGGAGCUGCUGGAGCCAGCUCUGCUCACUGGAGAGGGUGGCUACUACCUGACCAGCCUGUCGGCCAGUCUGACCCUGCUGAGCAGCCUAGGCCAGGCCCACACCCUCCCCCUCAACCCCUCCCAGGAGCUGCAGCGCUCCCUGAGCCUCUGGGAGCAGCGCCGCCUGCCUUCCACCCUCCACUUCCAGCACCUCCUUCGAGUAGCCUACCAGGAUCCUGGCAGCGGUUGUACCUCCAAGACUCUAGCUGUGCCUCCUGGGGCCUCAAUUGCCACCCUGAACCAGCUCUGUGCCACUAAGUUUCGAGUCAGCCAGCCAGAGGCUUUUGGCCUAUUCUUGUACAAGGAGCAGAACUACCACCGCCUGCAGCCUGGAGCCCUGGCCCACAAGCUUCCCACAGAUGGCUAUCUGGUCUACCGCCGGGCAGAGCGGCCUGGGACCCCAGGGACUGCAGCAGAGGAGGCAGGCAGUGGGCAGCCAGUGUCAGGUAGCCAGAAUGAGGAGAAGRGGGUGCAGGGAGAUGAGGAUGUGGAAGCCAGAGCCAGCCCCAGGGACAGUGGGGAAGAGUCAGAGACAACUGUUGAGGGAGGAGAGGGUUAGGUCAGGGGGAACCUUCAAGAGCCAGAGGCUGCGGGACCCAAGCAGCAGAGGAGUAGCUAGAAGGGGCCAGAAGCAUCACCUGGGGCAGAAGCCUCUGAGCUGGUGGGAAAGACCCUCAUAGCCAUCAACCCCACCGCGCAAGGCCACAGCCUUCUUGGCAACCCCACCCAGCCAUCUCUGGUGUCCGCCACCACCUCUGAGUGGCACUUAUCUCCGUGAGCCUAUCUGCCGAGGAGCUGGGAGACUGGCCACUUCUGAGUAA